ACUGCAUUAGCUGCAUAGACUUAGCUGUUAACCGCUUCAAUACCAAAUACCCGGUUGACUGUAAAAAACAUCUUCCGUACUGCACGUCUGACAACUAUGCAAAAUGUCCUUGAAUUGUUCGUUUAAUAAUAUAUUGCGGAGAAGCGUGACUGGACUGUCUUCAAAUUGGACUGUUUCAUUGGCGCAUGUCGUAUCUUUCCAUAGUAGCAUAUCGCAGAGGAGAACUCAUAGCAACAAUACACACCACAUUACAACGUUAGCUGCGUAGCUGACUGACUGAGGCAGACCAGGACCUCAGUUAUCUCAUUAUGUUGUCUUCCUCCCAAGGGAAGCUGGUGCGUAAUGGCGAGGAGAAGAAGGCCGUGAUUUGUAUUGAGGGCAACAUUGCUAGUGGAAAGACCACGUGUCUGGAGUACUUCAGUAAAACCAACAACAUUGAGGUGCUGACAGAGCCUGUGUCCAAAUGGCGAAAUGUUCGAGGACACAAUCCCCUGGGGCUGAUGUACCAGGAACCUACCCGAUGGGGCCUUACUCUACAGACCUACAUUCAGCUGACCAUGCUGGACAGACACCUGUCACCUACAUCAGCCCCUGUGAGGAUGAUGGAGAGGUCUAUCUACAGCGCUAAGAACAUUUUCGUGGAGAACCUCUUUAAAAGUGGGAAGAUGCCAGAGGUGGAUUUUGCUGUUCUCAGUGAGUGGUUCGAUUGGAUUACACAAAACAUCGCCAUACCAGUGGACCUCAUUGUGUACCUGCAGACAUCCCCGAAGACCUGCUAUGAGCGUCUAAAAGAUAGAUGCAGGGAGGAGGAGAAGGUCAUCCCUAUGGAAUAUCUUGAGGCCAUUCACAAGCUGUAUGAAGAUUGGCUGAUCAACCAGACCACCUUCCCACUUCCUGCUCCAGUUCUGGUUAUCUCGGCGGACCACGACCGUCAGAAGAUGCUCCACCAGUAUGAGGAGAACCGGGAGAAGAUCCUGGCUGCCAGCCGUGUCUGAGGCUUUAACCAGAAGAAUCAGCCAAGCAAACAAAACACACAAAUCUUUUUAUCAGAUGGGUUUACAUUAGCUAUUCUGAAUAAUGUAUAGGCUGCGUACCGUGAAACUAAAUUAUUUCUGUAGUUAAUCAAUGUACAUAUAUUACUUGACUUCAUGGCUCACUCAUUGACUGCCGAAACAGAGACAUGGUUUUCUUAUGUGAUAAUAUCACAGUUACACUGUUUUUAAGAUGUCUUUCACAAUGAUCACAAAGAUUAAGGCUCUUUGCGUUCUGUCUUUAGUGAGAGAUUUCAUGUUUCACACAUCUGUUACUUACCUCACUUGAAGUUCAGUUGCAUCUAACAUUGACCAAAUUAGAUGUUUAUUUUAUUUGUAUUAUAUUUUAUUUCUACAGGGAAUUGUCUGUUCACUUUCUUUGACCAAAUUAGAUCAAGUCUUUGCUCCAGACAUAGGGUUACAUGUAGCCACAGGUUAGUCAUGACCCCAUCAUAAACUUCACUUCCAUCCCGCUUUGCUGUGCACACAAACACCCCCUUUCAUUACACUUUAGAGAAUAUGAUUUGAUCUAUUUAUGAACAUUUUACCUUUUUUGGAGAUUGAAGCUUUCAAUGUUGUUUGUGAAUAAGCUUGCAGACCAUAGUACUGUCCUGUGCUUACCCCUACAACCUGUUCAUACUGUU
Messenger RNA from Hypomesus transpacificus, 1675 nucleotides. RefSeq names its product thymidine kinase 2 (gene tk2). Gene Ontology annotation, biological process: nucleobase-containing compound metabolic process. Lineage: Eukaryota; Metazoa; Chordata; Actinopteri; Osmeriformes; Osmeridae. The transcript has 11 exons. Gene Ontology annotation, cellular component: mitochondrion; cytoplasm. The coding region runs from base 309 to 995 and encodes 228 amino acids. The record is from RefSeq and is a predicted model, not a curated record. Gene Ontology annotation, molecular function: deoxynucleoside kinase activity; ATP binding.